Molecule: messenger RNA, 384 nt
Organism: Mesorhabditis spiculigera
Lineage: Eukaryota; Metazoa; Nematoda; Chromadorea; Rhabditida; Rhabditidae
Source: the annotation of a GenBank genome assembly
AUGAUCUUCAAAGCUCUUAUCUUCGCCUUCUGCGUCUCCUCUGCCGUGGACGUCUUCAAUGCAACGGACAACCCUAUAAGGGGGGCCACGAUUAAGCUCUACGACAAAGAUACUUUGGGCAAGGACGACAACCUCGGCCAAACCAAAUCUGAUGCUCAAGGAUACUUCCAGACCUCGGGACAUGCCCGCGAGAUCACCAACAUCGACCCGAAGUACAACAUCUACCACGACUGCAACGAUGGCGUGAAGCCGUGCCAGCGCAAGUUCCACAUCAACAUCCCCAACCGAUACAUCAACAAGGGCAAGGAGCCGUCAAAGGUCUUCGAUGCCGGCACAAUUGAGCUGGCCGGCAAGUACCCGGGCGAAUCGCGUGACUGCCUCCAC